Molecule: messenger RNA, 2908 nt
Organism: Anolis sagrei ordinatus
Lineage: Eukaryota; Metazoa; Chordata; Lepidosauria; Squamata; Anolidae
Gene: VSIG10L2
Product: V-set and immunoglobulin domain containing 10 like 2
Molecular function (GO): protein binding
Source: RefSeq, a predicted model, not a curated record
GGUGAUUCGGAGUAAUCUGAGACUGACGAGGGCUAUCUUUUGAUGGAUGAGAGACUGAAAGAGGAGAUAGAGGGAGAUCUGUCUUCCAUGUCAUAGAGGUUAGCAAGGUCUGCAGAAGAAGCAGGAAGUGGAAGGAACGCGCUGGUGCGGAGAGAUGUGUCAGUCUGGAAGGAGCUAACAGCAUCGCACCUGGCCUCUGGUUCCUUUCUCAUGCAGUGACAUGGAGCAAUGGAUUAUGGAUUGGCAAGGAAUGUACAGUUUAGGAGUCUGCUGAAAAUCAUCUACAUCCUUCCAACUGUGGCUUAUGGUCAGAUGCUCCCUUUGGAAGAUACAAAGUAUGAGGAGCAAGUGGUCAAGGGGGUCCGUGAUCGCUCGGUCCUGCUGGCCUGUGGGGACGUCGUCUCGCCAAUGAUUGUCUUCUGGAGUUUCACCAGGCUGGGCUCGCUCAUCCCCAGAGCUGUGGCCAUCAGUAAUGGCCUAGACUCCAAGGUGGAGAAGUCCUCUGCGGUUCUAGGGGAUGUGACCUUAAGGAACAGCACCCUGGAGAUAGAGAACCUGAAGAAGGCAGCGGAAGGGCACUUCAUGUGCCAAGUGAUGUACGAAGAGGAAGGGGAGAUCAAAGUGGCUUAUUUCUAUAUUGAGCUCAUUGUUUUGAUCCCUGUUUCAAAGCCCUUCCUACAGAUGAAUGACUCAACGCCUGUGGAAGACAUGCCUGUAUUGAUGGUUUGCACAGUGAAAGAGGGCACGCCUCCAGUUGAGUUUUCCUGGCAGCGCUACACCAAUCGAGACGGUAUGGUAGCCAUCACAGAAGCAGUCGGUGGUUUCUUGAACCUUACAUCUACUAAUAGGACUCACAUGGGAUGGUAUACCUGCACAGCCCACAAUGAAGUCAAUAGCCAAACCAGCGAUCAGAUGUACCUUGAUGUGAUCUAUGGUCCUGAUGAACCAGUGAUCAGUGUGGAGCCAUUUGCUGUCAACCAACAUGGCUUCUUGGCCAAUGAACAGGAAGAGGUGAUCAUGACCUGCCUGGCUCUUUCUAACCCGCCCAGCCAUUACAUUUGGUUCUACAACAGCUCUCAAGUCCAUUCAGGUCAGAAGUACGUGAUUCCCAGGAUCUUGCGGACCCAAACAGGCAUCUACACUUGCUUGGCCCAGAAUUUGCAUUUGAAUACCCGAACUCAGACCGCCAUCAUUUUAACAGUCUAUUAUUUGCCUCAAGGAAAGCCCAGCUGCAUACCGCUGCCAGCUGCCAAUUUCCGAGACCUUGCUCUACACUGUUCGUGGCAGGGGGGCUUCCCACCGGUGCGGCUGCAGUGGGUCAAAUCCAGAAAGGAAGGAAACCAUAUGGCAACCUACUCCAACAUAACCCAGAUUCACCGGGGCAUGGAUGUCCACAAUGGGACCUCAUACACUUGCCUGGCUUCCCACCCUGCGCUGAAAAAGGAUGCCAUCUGCAGGACCACAGUGUGGGUUCCAGGUGGGAGCCCAUCAUGCAGUGCAGUGGCAACGAAGCAGAAUGAGUUCCUUAUGCUGACCUGUGACUGGGCAGGUGGAGAGCCCCGGGUGACCCUUUGGUGGAGAGACUGGAGGGACCAUGUCUUGGGUGGGCUGAAGCAAUCCCACAACAUCUUCGUCAUGAAAUCCAACACCACUCUAGGGGGCAAGGAAUUCACCUGUAUGGCUGCUCAUCCUCUUCGGGCAAAAACUGCCAAGUGCCAUGUCCGACUGGAACCUCCCAGACUUGUAGUGGAGAGAUCCAAGGUGACACUCUUUGAAGGCAAUGGGGUCCAGUUGGCUUGUCACCUCCUAACGGCUUAUCUGGGCUCAGAAGUCUUCUGGUACAACAACAAGAACCAAGUCAUUAGAUCUGAUGCCAAGAAAUACAGACUGCAGAAGGAGAAUGCUUGGUUCAACUUGACCUUGCAGGAUACAGAGUGGAUGAAGGACAGUGGCAUUUAUCGUUGCGCUGCCAUCAAUGCCGUGGGCAAUGCCUCUGCCUUUGUCAACCUGCAAGUUAAGAAGUAUCCCACUCCACCGAAUGUGACCAUUAGCAAGCUGAUGUACAUGCGUCACCGCACGGAGGUGGAACUGGAGUGGCAAACCCAAGGCUCAGGGAACCUGACUGGCUUUGUGGUUCAGAGGCGAGAGGCCAAAAAGGCCACCAAAAAGCAGCUGGAUAUCUCCUGGGAAAUAGUAGCUAGUGAUAUUGACCCAGAUACUCGUGACCAGAAACUGGGCGGAUUAGAUCCUGCGGUGGUGUAUGCGUUCCGCAUCUUGGCUGUCAACCAUCGUACCACUGGGCACCCCUCGGAGGUGAAGACACCAGCUGACCCUCCUUUCAAUGCUUACCCUGCUGUGAUUGGGGCUGGCGUGGCCGGAAUGAUUGUCGCAACAAUCACAUCCCUUCUGGUUUUCCAGUACAUCGUCCGCAACCGGGAGAACAACCCAAGGUUGCAUGACCUCCUCUUCAGAAUGGCUGGUGCAGAAGCUCGUGAACACAUCAGUACUCCAGAGGAUGCUGAGACAGCGGUGGGGCCAGAUGUUGAAGUCAGCGAGCAGGUUGGGGAGCCUUCCACUGCAGCAUCUGGGGAAGCAUCUGCAGAGCUUAGUUCAGAGGACACUACCGGAGGCCCAGAGGAUCCUGCAGCAGCCCCAACUCGAGAACCCACGGCUGUUGAUGAUCCAGUUAAUGUUACAAUCACAGUAACAGCAACUCCGUGACUGCUGGGAAAUCUGAUUUCAUGGGCGUCAGUUCAGGAUAACUUAUGGAGUGCUUUUUUUCAGCACCAGGGAAGGAUAGUGAUAUGGGAAGAAACUGUAGGGCUCAUGAGGAUGUCCAUCUGGGCCUUGAACUGGGCAAGAACUGUCCUCUCACUUGUCCUGUUGUUUCUACAUCUUGGGGAAGGAG